Molecule: messenger RNA, 219 nt
Organism: Peronospora matthiolae
Lineage: Eukaryota; Oomycota; Peronosporomycetes; Peronosporales; Peronosporaceae
Source: the annotation of a GenBank genome assembly
AUGACGGCGAUCUACAUCAAGAACCGCCUGCCUUCACCCAAGAUCUACCACAAGACUCCGUUCGAAAUCGUGUACAAGUCGAAACCAAGUGUCAACCACAUGCGCGUGUUUGGAUGUCGGGCGUUUAUCCUGACACCAAGGGAGAAGCGAUUGAAGUGGGACCCAAAGGCUCGUGAAGGGAUGUUCAUGGGCUACGAAGAAGCUUCAAAAGCUUAUUGA